This is a messenger RNA of Brettanomyces nanus, 705 nucleotides long. RefSeq lists its product as uncharacterized. The coding region runs from base 1 to 705 and encodes 234 amino acids. The record is from RefSeq and is a predicted model, not a curated record. Lineage: Eukaryota; Fungi; Ascomycota; Pichiomycetes; Pichiales; Pichiaceae. The transcript has 2 exons.
AUGAAGAGGUAUGAAAAGCCAGAAUCUGAAAGUGAAGAUAGUGAAAGUGAAGAAGGGGAGAGAAAUAUUAAUAUCGAGAUCAAAGACAGAGAGGGAGGAGAAGGGGGUGAGGAUGAACACAAGGAUGAACACAAGGAUGAACACAAGGAUGAACACAAGGAUGAACACAAGGAUGAACACAAGGAUGAACACAAGGAUGAACACAAGGAUGAACACAAAGAUGAAGAGAACGAGGAUGAAGAGAACGAGGAUGAAGAGAACGAGGAUGAAGAUAACGAGGAUGAAGAGAACGAGGAUGAAGAGAACGAGGAUAAAAAGAACGAGGAUCAAGAAGAUGAUCAAGAAGAUGAUCAAGAGGACGAUUCAUCAGAUUCAGGAUCAGAAAGUCUUAUAUCUAUUGCUAAGGUUAAAUUUCGAACCAAAAAAAGAGAUGAAAAACCGAAAACCCUGGAGGAUAAGUCUCAAAUCGAACGAUCAGUGAAGACGAUUGAACACAAUUUAAAUGUGGUAACGCGCUUGGAAACCCAAAGGAAACUUAAAGAGGGAUGGGGAAAAGAAGAGGACGAGAUAGUAGCUACAUUGGACGAUAAAGAUACAGAGAAAGAUAAUGAAAAGGAGAAUGAGCUCGAGCUAUGGAAGCAGAGAGAACUUAAUAGGAUGAGAAGAGAGAGGCAAAGACUAAUAGAAAAGGAGAUGGCAAGAUAA